GAUCUUUUUCUAUUGUAGCAGAUCCCGGAGCAGGGCGUGGGGGUUGACGGUGAGCUCAAUGUUGCAGUUGAUUUCGUUGCACCUGAGUCGCCGGGUCGGUACACUUCUUAUUGGAGAAUGGCUUCCAGUUCUGGUGCUAAAUUUGGACAACGUGUUUGGGUUCUGAUCCAUGUUGAUGCAUCCUUGAAGGACUCUGUUGUGAACGUGUUCCAUGGAUUGAACUUAAACGCUUCUCCUGAUGAAGGUAGCUUGAAAGAGUUUGAACCACGUAACGAGCCUGAUCAAUAUGACGGCCCUGUUCUGGAAACCGUCACACCCGUUGCUGAUUUGAAACCGAAAGUUGAAGAAUCCAAAGCCGUUGAAAAGGAGGACUUGCUGAUUGGAGAAGCUCGUCCCGUUUCUCCUCGUAAACUUGAUCCCUCGUCUUCUGCACAUCACAUCAUCGACCUCACAGAGCCUGCAGCCCCUGCUGAGGGAUCACUCGGAGGUUCCUCUACAAAGCACGAGGAAUCGAAUGAUGCUGAGCGAGCACUGCUCGAGGAACUCGACGGGAAGAAUGAGGUGGAGCAAGGCCUGCUCAAGGAACUCGAGGAGAUGGGUUUCAAGGAAACCGAUCUGAACAAGGAGGUCUUGAGGCAGAACAAGUACAACCUGGAGCAGUCGGUCGAUGCCCUUUGUGGAGUCUCGGAGUGGGAUCCGAUCCUCGAAGAACUCCGGGAGAUGGGAUUUCGUGACAGUGAGACGAACAAGAGACUGCUGGAGAAGAACAACGGAAGCAUCAUGCGGGCGGUGAUGGAUCUUCUGACAGGCGACAAGGCUUGAACUUUUGUCAGGAACGCUCACAAGUCUCUUGCCUUUGUCUAAAAGAUAUGUUUGAUAAAUAAGCCUCUCUCUCUCUCUCUCUCUCUCUC
Tarenaya hassleriana is the source of this 911-nucleotide messenger RNA. Its product is annotated as protein NBR1 homolog. Lineage: Eukaryota; Viridiplantae; Streptophyta; Magnoliopsida; Brassicales; Cleomaceae. The transcript has 3 exons. The coding region runs from base 118 to 822 and encodes 234 amino acids. Gene Ontology annotation, molecular function: protein binding. The record is from RefSeq and is a predicted model, not a curated record.